Messenger RNA from Malassezia globosa CBS 7966, 2088 nucleotides. RefSeq lists its product as uncharacterized. Bases 1 to 2088 code for a protein of 695 amino acids. Lineage: Eukaryota; Fungi; Basidiomycota; Malasseziomycetes; Malasseziales; Malasseziaceae. The record is from RefSeq and is a predicted model, not a curated record. Gene Ontology annotation, molecular function: mannosyltransferase activity. The transcript has a single exon. Gene Ontology annotation, biological process: mannosyl-inositol phosphorylceramide biosynthetic process.
AUGGCGAUCGUGUCGCGGCGCGCAUCAACUGUGCUCCUGCGCUUGUUCGCUUUGUUCCUCGUGGGCACGGUGAUUGUGUUGAUGCUUGUGCGGUCGCACUUUCGUGUGGAUCGCAGUGCGUAUGUUCUCGAGACGGAGCUAGGCACGUGGGACGAGAUCCGAGCAUCCAAGCGGCCUGCUGUGCUGGACCAUGAACAUGUUAUGGCAUCUUCCCCACCUGAUUUGCUGCCGCCAGAAAAAGUGCCUCGAAUCAUCCACCAGACGUGGAAGACCGAUAUGCUGCCGGCUAAGUGGGCAAGUGUGCGAGAGGAGUGUGCGAAAAUGAUGCCAGACUAUGAGUAUAUGUUGUGGACCGACCAAAGCUCGCGAGAAUUCAUCGAGCGGGAGUAUUCGUGGUUCCUGCCAACUUUUGACUCGUAUCCAUACAACAUACAACGUGCGGAUGCCAUCCGCUACUUUGUCUUGCACAAGUUCGGCGGCGUGUAUAUGGAUCUUGAUAUUGGCUGUCGUCGCCGUCUUGAUCCGCUUCUGCGCUUCGAUGUCAUUGUACCCAAGACGAUUCCCGUGGGCGUAAGCAACGACCUCAUGUUUGCGGUGCCUGGGCACCCGUAUUUGGAUCUUCUGAUUCACUCCCUCAGCACAUUCAAUCACUACUUCUUCACGCACUAUGCGACAGUGAUGUUUUCUACAGGGCCCAUGUUUGUCUCAGCCAUGUAUCGUGUAUUCGUGCAGCGGAAUGGGAUCGUCCAGCCGUCGUCGCCGUCCGCGCUUGAUCGCGGCUUCGAAGGCGUUCGGGUGCUGCCAAAGAGCCUGUAUGGCAAGAACCUCAGCCCCAGUGAUGCGCCAGACUCGUUCUUUAUUCACAUGUAUGGCAGCUCCUGGCACGCGAACGAUGCAGGUCCUUUGAUUUUCCUCCGCAAGUACGGCUACUUGCUUCUUUUCAUUGGCAUGCUUAUUGUUGUAAUUGGCAUGCGCCGCGCUUGCUUAGUUGCUUUAGCUCACGUCCUCAAGCUCGUCACUUCAUUUGCUUCCAGCCUGGGCUCACAUGCCGGCUUCAGGGCUGACUCAAACCGAGGUUCUUCCUAUAUAUCCCUAUCAACCACUGCUUCGUCUUCAACACCUAUGGGCUCCAAGAGGCGGGAACUGCCUCCUAGCUCACAUUUCGCACCGAUUCCGUCGACGGAUUGGUUUGUCUCGUCAAGGCCCAGUGAUGUUGAGGCCAAGAUUGCCCCCUCGCCCGUUCAUGGCACCACACCUCCCGUGCCGACUUUCUCCAUGAAUGACUCCCCAAGCGUAUAUGAGCCUUCUGGCAUGCUUCAUCUACCGUCUGAGCCAGUGAUAAAAUCGGCCUCCCAGAUCUCGAGGUCAUCGUCGCCCCUGCCCCAACCGCCGCUAGCCACAAGCGCGAAUGUAAAUGCACGUGAAAAUGUCGACGCUCUUGGCCAUGCGUCCACCCACAUGAAUUCGUCUGAUGCGACGGUUGAGCCCUCUUUCCAACGGCGCAACUCGGAUACCAAUGCGCCGCUGCCGACAUAUUAUGUGGGUAACAGCGUACCUUCGUCGAAUCGGUUCUCACUAUCAGAUGGGGGCGCACGCUCGCCAUCCAUGCCGUCAACCGGACGCUCAAAUCCACUGAAGCGGUUGAGUAGCUCAACAAUGCAGACACUCUCGACGCUUCUACCGCCACCCAUGCGUCGCUCAGCUCGUUCAUCACAUUCUGAUCCUGAUGAGGCCUCAGAGUCGUUACUCAGUCUGGGCGUCGACAGUGCCGAUGGACUCACUCGCACCAUCUCCAGGCAAAGCGAAGAUUACCGAUCAGAAUGGGACAGUCUUGUGCAGGACAUGUCCGAGUCGACGCUGCGUUCGCCAACAUUAGGCCCAGCUGUGUCACCGACGCCUCAAUUGAUUGAAAUGCCUGAUGCUGCUUCUUCCAACUCAAAGAUGAAUGUCUCAGGUUUACUGCGACGCCCCCAUCCUGCGGAUCCGUUUCGUACAGCGACGCCUGGUGUGUCAGCUGGGCCUACUGACGCAGACCUAAAUCCUUCCCAGUAUCCAUAUUCAUCUCACCCUUCCUACUUGCACAAUUAA